Helicoverpa zea (corn earworm) is the source of this 1741-nucleotide messenger RNA. It is a transcript of the gene Gr9, whose product is annotated as gustatory receptor for sugar taste 43a-like. The record is from RefSeq and is a predicted model, not a curated record. The transcript has 12 exons. Bases 166 to 1578 code for a protein of 470 amino acids. NCBI's taxonomy places the organism in Eukaryota, Metazoa, Arthropoda, Insecta, Lepidoptera, Noctuidae. Gene Ontology annotation, cellular component: dendrite; neuronal cell body; membrane. Gene Ontology annotation, biological process: sensory perception of taste.
GUUUAGUUCUCGGCCCGCCCGCCCAACAUCUCCACGCGUCGCUGGCACCCUAGUACUUGCUUGCGAUAUUUUACAUGGCGGUUACAAAGUUUUUACAAAAAUUUCAAAAGUAAUGGUGUUAGUGAAAAAUGUAAUGGGUGAAUAAUUUAGUGGACUUUGUUAUCGAUGGGUGUGGAGUCAGCGAAGGUGGAGGAAGUGACGGCGGCGCCGGUGCCGAGUGAGUCGGGCGCGCGCCCCAGCAGGCCUACACACUGCGUCGUCGGCGGAGCGCAUGCUUUUAUACUUAGGAUCUCAAGUUUCUUCGGUCUGGCGCCGCUGCGGUUCGAGUCUCGCAGCAAUGGCUUCACGGUCAGCAUAUCGGGAGCCAUGUGCGUGUACAGCUAUAUUCUGGUCACAGUGCUUGUAUUAUGCACGAUCUUCGGCUUGGUAGCGGAGAUCAAUGUAGGCGUGGAACUGUCAGUGCGCAUGUCAUCACGGAUGUCACAGGUGGUGUCUACAUGCGACGUGUUAGUAGUUGUAGCGACAGCGGGGGCUGGUGUGUACGGUGCGCCUCGGCGGAUGAGGAAUAUGCUCAAGUUUAUGGAAAAUAUAGCUUCGGUGGACACAAGCAUAGGUGGCCAGUACUCGCUAGUGACGGAGCGCAAGCUGUGUGGCAUCAUACUGGCGAUACUCAUCUUCUUCUCCAUACUCAUCGCGGAUGACUUCACAUUCUAUGCGCUGCAAGCGAAGAAGUUGGACAGAGAAUGGGACGUGGUAACGAACUACCUGGGUUUCUACCUCCUAUGGUUCGUGGUACUUAUCCUGGAACUACAGUUUGCGUUCACGGCGCUGUCAGUGCGCGCACGCUUCUCAGCUGUCAAUGAUGCCCUCGCGCUUACCGCUCGACAAGUCUCCAUUCCUGUGGAGAAACCAAAAAGCUCCUCACCUCUGAACAUUUAUGCUAUCCGGGUAGCUCCAGUGGACUCGCAGCGCUCCGCUAACGUCAGCCUGCUGGUGGACACCAUGACCGGCAGGGAGCAUGUCGUCAUCAUCAAGAGAACUGUAUCCCUGCUUUCAGCAAGCGGGGAGCCUCGCCUGGUGGUAUCCCCGUGCGACGCGGUGCGACGUCUAGCGGCAUUGCACGGCACGUUGUGUGACGUCGUGAACAGUAUCGAUGACAGCUACGGCCUGCCUCUCGUCGUGAUCCUCAUUUCCACGCUGCUCCAUCUUAUUGUCACGCCGUACUUCCUUAUUAUGGAGAUUAUAGUAUCCACGAACCGCAUUCACUUCCUGGUGCUGCAGUUCCUAUGGUGUGUCACGCACAUGCUUCGGAUGAUCGUCGUCGUAGAACCAGGACAUUAUACUAUAGCAGAGGGCAAAAGAACCGAGGGGUUGGUAUGUCGGUUGAUGACGUCAGCGCCGUCUACCGGCGUGCUGCCGUCGCGCCUGGAGAUAUUCUCGCGGCAGCUGAUGCUCCAGUCUGUGAGCUACGCACCCAUGGGCAUGUGUACUCUGCAUCGACCGCUUAUCGCUUCUGUAAUAGGAGCAGUGACGACGUACCUGGUGAUUCUCAUACAAUUCCAAAGAUACGACAACUGAAACGGCUCUAGUCAUAUAUAGAUUCCUAGUAUUAUAACAUUUUACAUGAAACAUUUUAUAAGAGAGUUACGGAGAAAGGUGUAAAUAAUAAUGAUUAUAGAAAAUAUUGCGUACUUAUGUUUUAAGUACAAAAUAUUAUAAAAAUAAAAUACUGAUAAUUGCA